Messenger RNA from Corticium candelabrum, 1098 nucleotides. Its product is annotated as oxidoreductase HTATIP2-like. The record is from RefSeq and is a predicted model, not a curated record. Gene Ontology annotation, biological process: import into nucleus. Gene Ontology annotation, cellular component: cytoplasm. The transcript is spliced from 6 exons. Lineage: Eukaryota; Metazoa; Porifera; Homoscleromorpha; Homosclerophorida; Plakinidae. The coding region runs from base 62 to 952 and encodes 296 amino acids.
UUGGUUAACUUGUCUCACAGUCUGUUCUGCGCACGAGACGGUUUCGGACUUCAUAGACGCUAUGGCAACUCUACGAGCUGUUGUUGUUGGAGGGACUGGCGCACUUGGAAGGUUUCUUCUAGGAGAACUCGUUUCUUCACCUGCUUUCUCUGAAGUCAUUUCGUUGGGCAGAAGAGAGGCUACUAUUCCUGAAACUUUCCAAAUUACGGACGCUCAAAUGAGGAAGCUAAAACAAGUGAUAGUAGAUUUUGACUUGGAGACAUUUACGUUGGAGAAUAACAAAUCACAUUUUGAAGACAAAGACGUCUUUUUUUGCGCGCUGGGAACAACUCGUAGCGUAGCUUCACGUCAGCCUGGCAACACAGCUGAGAAUUUUAGACGCAUCGACUUGCACUUGGUUGUGCGUUGUGCCGAGAUUGCCAAAGCGGCAGGAGUUCGUCAUGUAAGCUUGGUCUCAUCUGUAGGAGCAAACGCAAACAGUUGGUUUCUCUACACGAAAACCAAGGGUCAGGCUGAAAAUGAGGUUGAGGCUAUUGGCUUUGAGAGAACAUCUAUCUGGCGACCUGGUUUAUUAGACAGAGGGGCUGAUGCUCGAUUAGCAGAAAAGUUUUUGAAGAUAUUUGCUACGCCUAUGGCUCUUGGAGAUGUAGCUUGUGGUAUGACAACAGAGGCUGUACAAUGGGCAUUCAAAACAACUGCCUUUCCUCCAGUUUCUCGAUAUAACAAUGCAGCCAUUAGGGAUUUUGUGCGACAGUCAAAACAGUCUGAGGUGAAUGCUGCAGACAACCCAUCGGUCCCAGCUGCAGCAACAGAAGGCGAUGGUACAGGCGAGAGCAGCGAGGGUCAAGAUGCAGAUAGAACAGCGAAGGACGACGCAAUCACCACUGAGCAAGCGACGGAAUUAGAAAUUGAGCCAAAACCUAGCGACAAUGAGGAACCAAAAGCGGUUUAGAUUUUGACGAAUGAACGGGUUAGACUGAAGACUACCUAGAUGGAGUAACUACACUUUAGCUCAUGGUUGUUUACGCCAUUUGAAGUGUACUUGUUAGUGACACCUAUUUCAUCGAUUUAUCACGCUUUCUUCUAUUUCGCAACGGG